Gadus morhua (Atlantic cod) is the source of this 3907-nucleotide messenger RNA. RefSeq names its product integrin, alpha V (gene itgav). Gene Ontology annotation, cellular component: external side of plasma membrane; integrin complex. The coding region runs from base 294 to 3404 and encodes 1036 amino acids. The record is from RefSeq and is a predicted model, not a curated record. The transcript has 32 exons. Gene Ontology annotation, molecular function: integrin binding. NCBI's taxonomy places the organism in Eukaryota, Metazoa, Chordata, Actinopteri, Gadiformes, Gadidae. Gene Ontology annotation, biological process: cell adhesion mediated by integrin; cell-cell adhesion; angiogenesis.
UUGGACAUCCGGGGCUCGGCCACGGGCGAGACAUGAGCCGCUCCCUGAGUUCCGGUCGGUCUGCAGAGAACAGGAAGACUUGACCAACUUAAAGGAAGCCAAUGUGAAGGCUUGUUGACCCGGUUACACUGACAUCGCUACAGCUGAGCGUUGGUAGUGGAACCAAAUAAGAGCAAAAAUACACUGCCAAACUUCUGAUCACCCCCCUAGACCCGACUGGACCAGGACCUGACCGGACCAGUACCAGGACCAGCACCAGGACCGGACCAGGUCCCCUCCUCACUGCAGAAGACAUGGCUCGGCUCUGGUUGGCGGUUGUCCUCACGUCUGGGAUGCUUCAGUUCUGUUUCUCCUUUAAUCUGGACGUGGAAAACCCCGCCGUGUUCUCUGGACCAGAGGGGAGCUACUUCGGCUUCUCGGUGGACUUCUUCAAGACCGCCAACAACCAGAAGUCAGACGUGUUGGUAGGGGCUCCAAGGGCUAACACCACGGAGGACAGCGCUGUGGUGGAGCGAGGGGCGGUGUACAGCUGUCCCUGGAGCUCUGCAGCCUGCGAGCAGCUCCACUUCGACAGCACAGACAACAGGAAGUCUGCUGAAGGAGUACAGAUGGAGUUUAAGUCCAGGCAGUGGUUCGGAGCGUCGGUCCGUUCGGACGGGGAGCACAUCCUGGCCUGUGCUCCUCUGUACCAGUGGUCAACCUACAGCUAUGCAGAGAGAGAGCCGGUGGGAACGUGCUUCCUGAAGAAAGGAGAAGCAGUGGUGGAGUACUCUCCCUGCCGAUCCACCGAGGCCUCUCCUGAAGGCCAGGGGUUCUGCCAGGCUGGUUUCAGUGCAGACUUCCUCAAGAACAAUACAAGAGUGGUGGUCGGAGGCCCAGGCAGCUUCUACUGGCAGGGUCAGCUGAUCUCUGAUGAUGUGUCAGAGGUCUUCACUCGCUUUGACCAGAAAAACUUUAAGACUAGCUAUGCGAACACACUGGCUACCAAGUCAGCCAGCGCCCAGUACGAUGACAGUUACCUAGGGUACUCUGUGACUGUUGGAGACUUCAACAAAGACGGACGAGAGGACUUCAUCACUGGGGUGCCGAGAGGGAACAAUGCACUAGGAUACGUGAACAUCUUUAAUGGUCUCAACAUGCAGUCCAUGAUCAACUUCACUGGAGCCCAGAUGGCGGCCUACUUUGGCCACUCUGUAGUUGCUUCUGAUGUCAACAACGAUGGGACUGUGGAUCUGUUGGUGGGAGCUCCUCUCUUCAUGGGCCGAGGCUCGGAUGGCAAACUGAGGGAGGUGGGGCAGGUGUCUGUGUACCUGGGGAGAGGUGGUUUCUCCUUCCGUCCCGCCCAGACGCUGACUGGCUCCGAGAUCUAUGCCCGCUACGGCUCAGCCAUCGCGGCCCUCGGAGACCUGGACAUGGACGGAUACAACGAUGUGGCGGUGUCAUCCCCUUACGGGGGUCCCAAGCAGCAUGGGCUGGUCUACAUCCAUAACGGAGGCCCCGGGGGUCCCUCCCCCUCUGCCUCACAGGUCCUGCAGGGUGUUUGGGCGUCCAGCUACAUGCCUGCUAGCUUUGGCUACGCGAUAACUGGCAACACUGAUAUAGACCGAAACGGAUACCCAGAUCUUAUAGUUGGAGUGUUUGGGGCGGACAAGGCUGUUUUAUACAGGGCUCGUCCUGUCAUCGGUGUGAAUGCCACCCUGGACAUCACUCCUCAGAUCCUCAACGCAGAAGAAAAGAGCUGUAUCCUCCCUGGAACUAGCACCAAGGUGUCCUGUUUUAGGGUGAAGUACUGCCUUGAGGCCGGCGGGAUGGGAGCUCCAGCCAUCCUGAGUUUCAGGGUGGACCUGGUUCUGGACCGUCUGAAACACAAGGAGGCCACCAAGCGAGUCCUGUUCCUCCACAGCGGAGCCUUCCAGUACGCAAAGAACAUGAGCGUGUCCAACCGCCUUGGGUUUGCCUGCGAGGAGCUGGAGGCCUACCUCAAAGAUGAGGGGGAGUUCCAGGAUAAGAUCACUCCCAUCUCCGUCGUGAUGGAGUUCAGUCUGGACUACAAGCUGGCAGCGGACAGCACCGGCCUGCUGCCAAUCCUGGGCAUGAAGGCUCCUUCCAACCUCACCAAACAGGCUCACAUCUUGCUGGACUGUGGUGAAGACAACAUCUGUAAGCCCGACCUCAGGCUGUCUGUGAAGAGCGACAGGAAGCAGCUGUACAUCGGCGACGACAACGAGCUGACCCUGGAGAUCAGCGCAGAGAACUGGGGGGAGGGGGCGUACGAGGCCGAGCUACGCGUCUUUCCGCCCCCCCAGGCCGACUACACCACGGUGGUCCGCAGCCAGGCUCUAUCCAGGCUGUCGUGUAACUCCAAGAAGGAUAACGAGACCAGAGUGGUGGUGUGUGAGCUGGGAAACCCCAUGAAGGGAGGAGCCAAGGUCCUGGCGGAGCUGCGCUUCAGUGUCCACCAGCUGUCAGAACAUGACACCUUCGUCCAGUUUGACCUGCAGAUCUUCAGCUCCAACCAGUUCAACAACCGUAGCCCACUGGUAUCCAGCAGGACCAACCUGACUGUGCUGGCCAAGGUCAACAUCAGAGGCGCGUCUAUUCCAGACCAGGUGUUGUUACCAAUAGCCGACUGGAAGCCCAGAAACCCCCCGGUGUCAGGAGACGACAUCGGACCCCAGAUACUACACAUAUACGAGCUUCGCAACAGUGGUCCCAGUGCAUUCAGUAAGGCCAUGCUGGUGGUGGACUGGCCAUAUCUCUAUGGCAACGGCUCUCUGCUUGACAUCAUUUCCUAUGACGUCGACGGACCAAUCAACUGCACCACAGAUGUGGAGAUAAACACCUUCAACGUGUCCAAGACGGUCUCCUUGGAGAAGCCUGGAGACCGAGGGAACGAGGGCCGGCAGCCAAACCACGUCCACAAGAGGGCCCUGGAGGAGCCCCGGCCCCAGGACCACCUGCAGAUCCUGGACUGCACCACUGCAUCAUGCCUGAAGCUGCGUUGCCAGGUUGGCCGCCUGGAGCGAAACCAGGGUGCGACGCUGUUCAUCUACUCAAGACUGGCCGUCAACAACUUCCUCAGGGCAGAGAACCAGAACAAGUCCUACACGGUGAGGUCUUCAGCCUCCUUUAGUGUGAUCGAGAUGCCGUACAAGAAGCUGGUGUCUGAGAUGCCCUCCAACAGCACCACCUUGAGCGUCUCGGUGCUCUGGUUGACUGACAAGCCCCCCCCCGUCCCGGGCUGGAUCGUAGCGCUUGCUGUCCUGGCCGGACUCCUGCUGUUGGCCCUGCUCAUCUUCAUCAUGUACAAGGUGGGUUUCUUCAAGAGGGUGCGACCCCCGCAGGAGGACUGUACGGAGAAGGAGCAGCUGCAGCCGGAGGAGAACGGCAACGCCGAUGCCUAGUGGCGCUCCGGGAACACCUACUACCUGGAGGAUUCUGGGUGACGUAGUCGCGUCCCCUGACGAUACGACUGCGCUCCAGUGCCAUGAUGUAGUUCGAUUUCCUUGGAUGUGGUGAUGAUCCCAUGUUGUUUCCUACUGAGUAAACCUGCAGAAGGUCUAUUAACACCAAACAUCACACAAAACUUACAAUGCUUACUUUCAAUUUCAGAAUAAGCUGAUUUAUGGUGGAUAGUGUGGUGGUUUUCAAACUUGCAUUUCUGCCUUUAAUUGAGAUGAAUUAACCCAUAGUUCAGCAAAGUAAUGAUUUAUGAAGAUAAAUCAUUACUGAAGAUCAUGGCUGCUAUUAAGUUUGGCUCAAGCACCGGCAGUCAUUUAUUUACAGCUUUUGUGUGCAAAUGAUUCCAAUUAUUCUGUCUAUAUGUGCUUUCUUUCUAUAAGGUUUGUGAUUUAGCUUCUCACUAAACACAUUAAAUGAUAAUGAGCAUUGUUGUGUGCGCCACACA